This is a messenger RNA of Cryphonectria parasitica EP155, 1047 nucleotides long. RefSeq lists its product as uncharacterized. Gene Ontology annotation, biological process: succinyl-CoA metabolic process; tricarboxylic acid cycle. The coding region runs from base 1 to 1047 and encodes 348 amino acids. Gene Ontology annotation, cellular component: succinate-CoA ligase complex; mitochondrion. Lineage: Eukaryota; Fungi; Ascomycota; Sordariomycetes; Diaporthales; Cryphonectriaceae. Gene Ontology annotation, molecular function: succinate-CoA ligase (ADP-forming) activity; ATP binding. The record is from RefSeq and is a predicted model, not a curated record. The transcript is spliced from 7 exons.
AUGACUACGGUUCAAAUAUUCCUGAGAGCUGCCCGAAAUUAUUAUGGCGUUCCGGUCCCACGAGGCCAGCUCGCACGAAUACCGGAGGAUGUUGCUCGCAUUGUCGAGGAGCUCGAUCCUGAAAGUGGACGCGGUAAGGGGACGUUCGACAAUGGUCUGAAAGGAGGCAUCCAACUUGUCGACAGCCCCAGCGCCGGAAAGAAGAUAGCCGAGCAGAUAUUGGGCCAUCGCCCCAAGACCAAGCAGACCACCGGCAACGGCCUGUCGGUAGACAAAGUCUACGUGGCAGAGGUACUCAUGUAUGACGAAGAAUGGUAUCUGGCCAUUGCUAUCGACCGUGAGAACUUCCGCCCGGCGGUCAUCAUCUCGAAAAGUGGUGGCAUGGACAUCGAGACCGUGGCCAAGCAGACCCCAGACGAGAUUGCGGAAGCCAUGUGGACGUCGUCUGGACACGAGGCCAGCCUUGGAGAGGCGCUCAACAAGAUGCACAAGCUCUUCAUCUCCAAGGAUGCCACACUGAUGAAGAUCAAUCCCUUAGUCCGUCACGCCGACACUCAGAGUUUUACUUGUCUCGACGCCAAGUUCUCUUUUGGUGAUGCCGCGAAGCCUCGGCAGCAGGAGCUCUUUGCUAUAAGGGAUCGAGACAGCGAGAGCGGUAUACACGGCCUUGUCUAUAUCCAGAUGGAUGGCUCAAUUGGUCAUGUCGUUAACGGCGCGGGCCUCGCAAUGGCCACCAACGACGCGAUUGCACACCACGGUGGCACCAGCGCAAAUCUCCUAGAUGCAGGUGGGCAGGCCACAACGGAAACUAUGCAGAAAGCCUUCGAGAUUAUUCGCAAGGAUGACAGAGUCAAUUGCAUCUUGGUCAAUAUCUACGGAGGCAUCAUUCGCUGUGAUAUGAUUGCGGAAUCAAUCAUUGGGGCUGCGAAGAAGAUCGGGUCAUUCCGAAUGCCCUUGGAAGACGCUCAUCUAGGGCUCCAUACUGAAGCUGAGUUUGGCGAGGCUGCGAAGAGGGCCGUAGAAUUGGCUGGGUCCGAUCUUUCAUAG